Molecule: messenger RNA, 2586 nt
Organism: Sitodiplosis mosellana (orange wheat blossom midge)
Lineage: Eukaryota; Metazoa; Arthropoda; Insecta; Diptera; Cecidomyiidae
Product: protein ILRUN
Exons: 5
Coding region: 895-1587 (230 amino acids)
Biological process (GO): macroautophagy
Cellular component (GO): phagophore assembly site
Molecular function (GO): ubiquitin binding
Source: RefSeq, a predicted model, not a curated record
CUCACUGCGUCCGUCCAACCGAUGAGUAAUGAAAGGAAAAAAACAAAAACAACCUACCAACACACGCGCAACAUCCAACAUGUGAAACCCAAUUUGAAAGUCAAAUGGCUCGUGUGUCGAUUUUCGAAGUAAGCAAAAUGAAAUUGUCAACGACAGCACACAGAGCGAAAAGUAACAGAUUAGAGAGAAAACGUAGUCGUUUCGGGGUACUCGACGAUUGUGUUGGCAUUUGAUUGCGUGUGUAUGUGCAUGUGCUUGUGCGAGAGAAUGAAUGUGUGUGAUAUUGACUGUACGCUGCUGCGCUAAACGAUUGCCACAAGAGAUAUAUGAACUUGUGAAAUAAGCAAUAGACAGAUGAUUCUUUGUUACGAACACACAAUCAAACACACACUUAGAUGCAACUCACUCACUCACUUCAUAAUACAUUAACAUGCCUUUGUUUUGUUGUAUUCUCAAUUUCGUGUUUCUCGCUCUCGAAACUUCAAAUUUAUAAUUAUAAUUGUAUGAAGAAUUUUUUUUUUUUUUUGUAUAUUUGUGACGGAAGAGAGAUUUUCUCUUUUUGUUUCAUUUCGUUGUCGCCACACGGAUUUACUUAGAUUUUCUUUGUCACUGUCGAAUGUACACACAAAUUAAUCGAAAUUGUGCAAGGUUAUAAAUUAAGUGGUGAGAGUGCUUCACAGACCUAGCAAUCGGAUCAUAUUGCAAGUUUUUAGCUUCUGUCGUCUCAACUUGCUGUGACAAUAAUAAAGAGAAACACUCAAAGCCAACUCAGACACACAAUACCUUCGAUUUACGUAAAAGUGAAAUAAAUUUCAGCGGUGCUGAUUGGAGAAAUAAGAGAGAAAAAAAAAAACUAGUUCAUCGCCCAUAUUUUUAUACGGUAAACACAUCAUAAUGGAUAUUGACGAGAAUACGGGUCAAGGGACACCGCCAUCACAGCCACCAACUGGUGAUGUAGAACAAUUUCUGCUACAUCAAUUCAGCCGAAUGGGCACCACCGAUCACGAUGAGUUGGUCAAUCAACUACAAAAGGUCCUAGGAAAUCAAUUGAACUACAACACAGCCCGUUUCUUCCUGGACAUGAACAAUUGGAACUUACAAGCGGCUGUCGGUUUCUAUUUGGAUUAUUAUUCGGGCAUGAAACUGCCGUCAAUGCAAAUCAUAUCGGACGUUACGAUAGGCGAGGGUGAAGCCGUCACUCCGAACACACCGUUUGUGCAAUCGUGGAGCGUUCGCAACAAUGGUGAAGAACCGUGGCCAUACAAUUGUUAUAUAAAAAGUACAUCGAACGAAAAUCUGCCGGUCGUUCCCGUUUCUCCUGUUGAACCCGGCCAGUGUACAGUCAUCUCAGUGAAUUUACAAAGCCCCGCCGAGCUCGGUAGCUUUCAAACUAAAUGGCGGUUAUUCACAUCGAAUGGUUCCUGCUUCGGUGACACAAUGUGGUCAAUAGUUCAAGUGACUGAAAGUGGUACAUUGGCCUUAACACAACAGCUAUCCGAACUGCAUACGAAUAACUCAGCUGAAAUUCCAAUGUCCAAACCUACGCUAGAGGGUCCACAAUCCCAGAUCGAUGAUUGUGAUAUGUGAUGAUAAGUUCGUUCGUUGCCACAUCGUUUUUAUAUCAACUUUGCCUCCUUUCAUUCGUUAAAAAUUACUGUGUGCGAAACAAACAAAAUGUAAUAUAUGCUAUUGCGGUUUAGUCUUUAAGGGAAUAGAAUUAUACAUACAGAUAUACUAUAUAAUGUGUGGAUGCAUUGCGUCAGGAGAGAAACAGAAAAAAAAACUCAUGCGAAUUAUAAACUAUUGGAUCUAUGUGUCUAAAUAUAGGAGGACGAGGUGAAUGGCUACACAAAGAAUAUUCAAAAUUUUACAACAAAAAUUUAACGUCGAACAUGAAUGAUUUACUGAACUAUUAUCAUUCCUUUCCGAUUCACACACACACACACACUGUUCGAACAUCGUGGCAUUUCAAUUUUUUCUAAUUGUCAGGCCGAACAAUACGAAUUUGUUCACCGGUUUUCAUUUGCUUUAGCUUGUUUUUCUUUUCUAACCGUGUAGAAUUCACUGUCUUAUGAAUGUUGGACUUGAGUUGUACACGCACUCACAUUGUCUUUUACAGUCAAAGAUGAAGAGAUCUUAAAAUUACAAGUUCCAUUUUGAAUGUUAGUUUUUAAUUGAGCAGUUGAUCGCGCACAUUGGAUCAUCUAUGUAUCCAAUACAUGGAUAAACAGAAACAAAUGUGCUUACCAAUCAAAUUAGUACACACAAAAACGAAUGUCGUAGCAAGUAUGAUCAUUAUGAGUAGUUGUAAAUCAAGCGUAUUCAGAGUAAAUAUAUAUAUUGAUUAUUAUGAUUAAGUGCGCAAAUGAAAGAAAAUGCAGAACAAACAAAAAAAUCUGAGAAAAAAAAAACACAAUUAUGUCACUUUCUUUCUUUUUAUCAUGUUUUGAACAAAUUGAUUAUUAUCCAUUUUCUUAAUUACUAAAAUUAAUAUAUAUAUGAAAAAUGGUAUAGGAUUAAGUCGAAAACAAAUACAUUUGAAAAUAGAAAUUUCCAUUAAAAAGAAAAUACGUUGCGUUAAAAUUA